AGGUGUCACUUUUGUGUUUAGUUCUUCACCUCUGAAGAAUUUUGACAUAAUUAAAAUCUAUCAACACAGCUAUACGAUCGAACACAAAAGACUAUAACUUCACUUUGUCCAAUAGGCAUCGAGCGCUCGAACGGUUUAGUGUCAUCCCAGGUAAUUUGACGAUGUGCGGUAACUAUAAGUCCAGCCAGCCCCAAGAGACAGCGUUAUUCUUUUAUUGCUCUGACGUCCCUUUUGCUAAUAAACCAAAGGUUACACCACAGCCCUGAAAGAGGUGAAAGAAAAGACAAGGCUAGCCGGUGAAUGUUUAGUCAUAAAUUUUUGCGUGCAAUCAGUUUACCAGAAGAUUAUCAUCACGAAAUAUAACUGAUAUUGCAGUCGGUCGUUUGAAUCGUUUGUCUAAGAAGCAGAAUGGACGACAAUAGCGGUGUCACCUUUUAGUUUCUACCUGCAUAUUUUAAGUUACAAAAGACUUCUAAUUACAAAUGCAUUGUGUUUCUAUCACCUCUACGAAACGAAAAUGGACAAAAGUUCGAGCCACCUAGCUCAAACAGACCGCUCAUGCAUCUUCAAAAGCAACCAGUAUUCCGGUGCAAAAAUUUAGAAGUUGCGUGGACUUGCAGGUGAACCUUAACUUUUGAGAUAUUUCUUUGAUUAUAUCAAUUAGAUCUUGAAAGCCAAUUUUUCCCACCUUAAAUCAUACUAACAAGACUAAAGUUCCUGGGUGCAUAUUCUGUAUUAAUAUCUCUAUUGAGCUUUAGUGUUUUGCAAGCUUUAUUAGUAUUUUCCCUAAGGGCUAAGCUACAUUUCCCGUGCAGAAGUGACUAAUAAGUGGUUAUUUCUCUCAGUAUCUCCUGGCGGGCAGAAAUCAGACAUGCGUGCAUCAAUAACAAGCCGAUAAAAUGUUGUUAUGAUGUUCAUCCAAUCAGCUCUGAAAGUAACAAAUGCGAAUUUGAAAUUGAUAAAAAGUGUUUUAUGCUUGUUAAAUGCUGCAAGUUUGUUUAACAGGAAAAUUUUUUAUUACCAGGUUUUUUGGCAAGAGAUGUCGUCAGACCGUGACAUGGCGAGAACUGGAAUCGCUGAGCGAGUACAAGCUGGUCGAUCGCCACCGCUGAGAAGGCGAAGAACAAGAGAAUACAUUCCAAACUCCAGGAGCACACAAAGGCAAGGAUAUCUUGAUCAAAACUUGCACGAUAACAGCUUACUCACCGACGAACUAACCUACGGAAUUCCUGGUAAUGGUGGCCGCCCCUACACCGACGAAAACAUGAACUCAAUAUCGCGUUCUUCCAGCGGAAACCAACCGCACUUGCAGGACAUUUUGCGAGUCAUGCCGGAGAACUCACACUUGAAUGAAAGGUAUCAGAUACUGAGAGCAGAAAAUAAGAUACUCCGUGAACGCUUACAAAAUGCACUCCAAAGAGAGAUGAAAGCACUCAAGACAUUUAAAAGACUCGCUAAAGAAAACAGACAACUUAAGUUGAAUUUGAGGAAAUACGAAAGAACUUUACUUGGAUUUUACGACGAUGAAUCAGAUUCUGAUCGCAGUGAACACCCUAAAGACCGAGACCUCAGCGAGCAUUUACCACAAGCAAGCAGCAGUCCGACACCUAAAUAUGAAUUAUACAACGGCGAAGAAGCUGUGGAAAGAGACUGUAAUCAAACACAGAGCAUUCCACCAGUCAAGAUUACCAAGACUAUAUCAACAUCAACAGACGAUAUCGUGUACACAAUACUCACGGAAGAUAAAUCCACGUCAACCGAUGAUUUAGAAACCUUCGAGGAUAAAACUGAAUCUGUCGAAAGCUCGGACACCGAGAAUAACGACAAAAGCGUGGAGUCUGAGUUCCACUCUACAAGCCUCAAUGAUGAGAGUGAUAAUAUAUGCGCGGGACCUGAGUACCAAGACACAAAUUUGACUGAUGCGACAAAGGUUCAGUUUUUGCAAAGUCAGCUGUUCGCCAUUCAAACACAGAGCGUCCAAGAAAGAAGAAAAUUUAGCGAAACGCGAAGAUACUGGACUGAUCCGAUGAUUGCUAAUAACCUUGGUCUGAAUGAAUUGCAAAGGGCUUCCAGCUCACCAAGUUUAUUAGACGGGUGUGGAGAAAGCACAGCAAGGACUAAGAACCCCUAUCGCAAAGAUGCCGCGUCCAUUCCAAAGCGUCGCGUGUCAGAUGGAAAUAACCCCCUGUCAUCUGACUUCAUGAUACGUUCAAGACCCUCAUCGUUCCACGAUGCUGAGCUAACUACAGUCCCUGAGGUGACUAUUUCACCAUAUGAGGAGGAUAAUGCGAGUGAAGACAGCUCCAGAUCACCAUCUCCCACUUCGAGGCAUUCUCAAGAUGAUCUGGCCUCAAGUUCUUCGUCCCCAACUCCCUCUCAAAUAAAUGAAGAAGGUUUAGCACCCCAGAGAUCGCCGCGGUCAUCACCUCUGACUCUUGAAGAGGACGCAGAUAUCAGAGAGAGGCAUCAGAGAAUUCUUUCUGAGGUUCAAGCCGCUCCCAGUCCCGGGCCAAGUCCACAAGGCAGUCCACAGUUGAGAAGGAAACUGGCACACACAGUGUCACUUCCGGUCGAAUCCUUUGGACAUUACCUGUCCACCAUGGGCGUGCAAGCACAGAGUAAAGACAAUGUGCAAACGAACCGUUUAAGAAGGAAGUCGAUCGACGACGACGAAAUUUACGUCAAGAAACACCGCCAAACUUCAGUGUCACUGAAAUUUGAAGGGGAUAUCGAAAGAGAAAACGCCGAGAGCCUUGCUGCCGACAUUGCAGAAUUCCUGAACAACCGCAGAAAGAGAUCUCGAGCAGGCACAAUGCCGAGUCCACGAACAAUCGAUGAAAACCCAAAAGAAGAAACGAUGGCCGAUGAAGAAGAUGACUCCGUGUUCACGCAUGCUCGGUCAACGCGCCAACGACGAGGGUCCGCUGUCGUGUCCAUGCCUGGGGACCAUUACCAGAUGGACCUUCACGUGCUUAAUGUUCAAGGAGAGCAAAUGGAAGGAAAGCACUUAAGCGUCAUCCGAGAGAAGAAGGAGCUCUCUGGCUCAUCGACUUCACUCAACAGUAUAGAUCCUGAAAAGCGAUCAAGAUGGUCAAUUCUCAGACGAAAUAAGAAGAUGCUGUUACUGAAAGACAAAGCCAGACAAGGUGAAGAUUUCAGAGAAAGCUUGGCCCGCAUGAGGGAGACCCCAAAAGCAAUUGUGAAACACGAUCUGUCCGAAUUUAAGAAUAGUCACUGGACUCUGCUUAUGGGGCAGAGCCUGGAGAGAAGUCCGAGAAGACCUCGAUCUGAAGCUACACUGUCUGAUCACGAGACCAAAAGACGCGAAGCAGUAUGGGAACUGUUUCAUAGCGAGGUUGUUUAUCUGAUGAGUCAUCUAUUGGUUCUUAAAGAGGUGUUCCUCGAACCUUUGAAAGAGAUUCAACAAAUGGGACAUUUGCAACAUGUGGAUGGCAACAAAAUCUUCUGUAAUCUUGAAGAACUCUGUGAGGUAAGCACGAGAUUUGCAAAGAAUCUUCUGCAAGUGUUCCAAAGCGAGCAACCCACACAGUUUGGAAGUACCGCAUCUGUCGUCUCCGCUUUUACUGAGUUCAGUCGCAAAGUUCACCCACAGUAUCAGAAAUAUUGUCUGAAUUACUCUAAAGCUCUUAGUUAUUUGGACUCACUGAAGAAGGAUGAAGACUUCCAGGAGUUUAUGAAGGUAAUAUUAUAUUUUACUCAGCAUUUUUGUUGGCCCAGGAUUACAUGGAGAAUUCUUUCUGAGGUUCAAGCCGCUCCCAGUCCCGGGCCAAGUCCACAAGGCAGUCCACAGUUGAGAAGGAAACUGGCACACACAGUGUCACUUCCGGUCGAAUCCUUUGGACAUUACCUGUCCACCAUGGGCGUGCAAGCACAGAGUAAAGACAAUGUGCAAACGAACCGUUUAAGAAGGAAGUCGAUCGACGACGACGAAAUUUACGUCAAGAAACACCGCCAAACUUCAGUGUCACUGAAAUUUGAAGGGGAUAUCGAAAGAGAAAACGCCGAGAGCCUUGCUGCCGACAUUGCAGAAUUCCUGAACAACCGCAGAAAGAGAUCUCGAGCAGGCACAAUGCCGAGUCCACGAACAAUCGAUGAAAACCCAAAAGAAGAAACGAUGGCCGAUGAAGAAGAUGACUCCGUGUUCACGCAUGCUCGGUCAACGCGCCAACGACGAGGGUCCGCUGUCGUGUCCAUGCCUGGGGACCAUUACCAGAUGGACCUUCACGUGCUUAAUGUUCAAGGAGAGCAAAUGGAAGGAAAGCACUUAAGCGUCAUCCGAGAGAAGAAGGAGCUCUCUGGCUCAUCGACUUCACUCAACAGUAUAGAUCCUGAAAAGCGAUCAAGAUGGUCAAUUCUCAGACGAAAUAAGAAGAUGCUGUUACUGAAAGACAAAGCCAGACAAGGUGAAGAUUUCAGAGAAAGCUUGGCCCGCAUGAGGGAGACCCCAAAAGCAAUUGUGAAACACGAUCUGUCCGAAUUUAAGAAUAGUCACUGGACUCUGCUUAUGGGGCAGAGCCUGGAGAGAAGUCCGAGAAGACCUCGAUCUGAAGCUACACUGUCUGAUCACGAGACCAAAAGACGCGAAGCAGUAUGGGAACUGUUUCAUAGCGAGGUUGUUUAUCUGAUGAGUCAUCUAUUGGUUCUUAAAGAGGUGUUCCUCGAACCUUUGAAAGAGAUUCAACAAAUGGGACAUUUGCAACAUGUGGAUGGCAACAAAAUCUUCUGUAAUCUUGAAGAACUCUGUGAGGUAAGCACGAGAUUUGCAAAGAAUCUUCUGCAAGUGUUCCAAAGCGAGCAACCCACACAGUUUGGAAGUACCGCAUCUGUCGUCUCCGCUUUUACUGAGUUCAGUCGCAAAGUUCACCCACAGUAUCAGAAAUAUUGUCUGAAUUACUCUAAAGCUCUUAGUUAUUUGGACUCACUGAAGAAGGAUGAAGACUUCCAGGAGUUUAUGAAGUGGUGUGAGUCUAAUGCUAGAUGUAACAGACUUCAAAUCACCGACCUCUUAGUGGCGCCACUACAACAUCUUACCAAGUAUCCACUGCUACUUAAGAACAUCAGGAAACGAACUGCUGAAGGCGAUGAACAGCACAGUUCUCUGUCCUCCAUUAUUAAGGCUGUAGAACUUUCAAUACAGGAACUGGAAGGUAAAGUCAAGUCUCGGGCAAACUACGAAAGGUUACAGGAGCUUCAAAGUAGUUUAGUUUGGCCCUCUAUUACUGAGCUGGAUCCAAAGACCUAUGUACCCGAGUUCCUGAGAGGUAUAUUAACCAAACAGCCAUGCGAGAGUCUAUUAGCAAGUCCUAAGAGACAACUGCUGUAUGAGGGACCACUAACUUUGCUGGAAAAUGCUAAAGUCGAUGUGUAUGCCUUUCUAUUUGAUGAUAUGCUUCUUCUUACAAAAUUCCGAAAACUGCCGCCAAAGAUGAACAAGAAACUGAAUCUUACUGGAAUGACAGACAGUCCCCCGCCCACCCCUCCCGUGGUCAGACGUAGCAUGUCUGGAGCCCAGUACACAGUUUAUAAACAGCCAAUUCCACUGGACAGAUUCAUCAUUAUUGAUGCCGAAGCCACACAUGCAGGAAGCACCUUAAAGAAUUCGUUCAUAAUCAUCCAUUACAGUAGAUUCAAACAAACUGUUGGUCUUUACACUCUACAAGCACCAUCACAGAACCUCAAGGAGACCUGGACAAGCACGCUAAAAGCGGCCCAGAGCAGAUGGUCAGAGGCAGUCGCGCUAGAACUAGCAGCUGAGACAGAAAAGAUGAGCGCUCUUCAAAAUGUCAACGAAGGAGAAAGCGAACAAGACUCGGGUCCCAAAUCACCAGAUGAGACAGUCAUGAGUCAAACGCAAAUGCUCUCUUACUACAAACCAAUUGAAUCAAAGUGUUGACGAAAUGCAAGCCAUUUACAACGGAUUUUCAGUGAAAAUUCUGGAUGCUAGCAACUUUUAAUUGCGCCAUUGAAUUGAGCCUCGUCUGUCUACCUUAAAAGAAACGUCACUACCUUGAACAGGCAGGUCAGUGGCUCUUCAUGAAGUAAAAGUUGAAUGAAUCUACAGAUGUCAAGUCAAAAGAGCUAUUCCAGCAGGCCAUCAACCGAGCCAUAAAGAAAUCUGUUGAUGCGUUGUUCUUCGUUAUACCAAGUCCUGUUGAGGUGUCCAUCAUAAGCGAGGUGUUACGUUACGUUACGUUAUGUUAUACAUUUGUCCUCCUUGGAACCACUUUAUAACUUACAAGAAGAGCAAGAUUGUGGUGAUACUUUUACAUAAAGACGAUUCCGAUUUACCCUUUUAUGUGCAAAACUUAAAAGUAUCCAGGAUGAGAAAUUUAACUUUAUUAUGCGCAAUGUGUUAGAUCACUGCAAAGGUUUUCAAGGGAUGAAAGAGAAGAUAAUUUCGGGUGCAAAAUUUUAAUAUUGGGAGGAAGUGAAAUUGUAAAUAGGGAGGUCGAUAAAUGCAAAAGUGCUACGGGAAAAAAAAUUCUCAAGUUACAGUUCCAGCGUUUCUGUUAUUAGUACAAAUCAAGGAAUGAAAAGUUAAGUAGACUGAAUUGUCUCUUUUGCAACAUAGUAAAGACUGGGUGAAAACAUUAACACCCUUGUCUAGAUACGAGAAAACAACUUGUUAAUACCCUUUUCAAUUGUUAGGCGCUUUCAAUAUUUAUAAACUGUGUGACAGAGCGAGAAAUAAUCAUAUAUAUUUUAGAACUAGAAAACGCGCGCGUUUACAAACCUGAUGCAAACAAGAGACUUUCAAUUCAGAAGAGAUCAAGUUGUAGCUUCUUGACUUAUACAGACUUUCGAGUUCUCGCUGCGUUAAUGACCGUAAACCAGUGGGUUAUGAGAAUUUCAUGAACGAUAUUCUUAAAUAGAAGUACCAAACUCAUCAAAGGUAUAGUUAUUUAUUUUCAUCUUUCGCGACAAAAUACAUUGUACAGUUUAAUGACACCUGUCAUAUUUUAGAGGGAAGUUUGUUAUUUCAUAGUUUUCAUGUUGUAGCACAAACAAAAAAAAGAUUAUGUUUGACGUGUGUUAUGAAGGAUAAAAGAUAUGAAAAAAGAGAAUAAAAUAACACAAAUCC
Messenger RNA from Orbicella faveolata, 7102 nucleotides. RefSeq lists its product as uncharacterized. NCBI's taxonomy places the organism in Eukaryota, Metazoa, Cnidaria, Anthozoa, Scleractinia, Merulinidae. The record is from RefSeq and is a predicted model, not a curated record. Gene Ontology annotation, biological process: Rho protein signal transduction. Gene Ontology annotation, molecular function: guanyl-nucleotide exchange factor activity.